GGAGGUGACGCGGCCCGAGGGCGGAAGUGAGAAAGUUGCCGGCGUCCCGAGACCGAGUUGGCGGAACUGUGCGCGCGCGGCUCGGCGAUGGGGGGCUCGGGCAGCCGCCUGUCCAAGGAGCUGCUGGCCGAGUACCAGGACUUGACGUUCCUGACCAAGCAGGAGAUCCUCCUAGCCCACAGGCGGUUCUGUGAGCUGCUUCCCCAGGAGCUCCGGAGCAUGGAGGAGUCGCUGCAGGCCAGAGUGUCCCUGGAGCAGAUCUUCAGCCUUCCAGAGCUCAAGGCCAACCCCUUCAGGGAGCGCAUCUGCAGGGUCUUCUCGACCUCCCCGGCCCGAGACAGCUUGAGCUUUGAGGACUUCCUGGACCUCCUCAGCGUGUUCAGCGACACGGCAACGCCGGACAUCAAGUCCCACUAUGCCUUCCGCAUCUUCGAUUUCGACGACGAUGGAACCUUGAACAGAGAAGACCUCAGCCAGCUGGUGAACUGCCUCACGGGAGAGGGCGAGGACACGCGGCUCAGUGCGUCCGAGAUGAAGCAGCUCAUUGACAACAUCCUGGAAGAGUCCGACAUCGACAGGGAUGGGACCAUCAACCUCUCCGAGUUCCAGCACGUUAUUUCCCGUUCACCGGACUUUGCCAGCUCCUUCAAGAUCGUCCUGUGACAGGAGCCACACAGCCGGUCUCCCAGCCGCCCCGUAGAAUGACCUUGACACCGCCGAGCUGUGGCCAAGGUUACGCCUGUGUUGCCAGGGCCGGCCGAGCUGGCCCGGUGGAGCUGGCGCUGUGAAGUCUUGUCCCAGGCAGGGAAGGGCGCGCCAAGUCAGUGCCUCGCCCCUUCUCACUGCCAUUGUCACCGCUCCGUUUCUACUAAUCAGCAAUAAAGGUUAAGACGUUU
This is a messenger RNA of Eptesicus fuscus (big brown bat), 896 nucleotides long. RefSeq names its product calcium and integrin binding 1 (gene CIB1). Gene Ontology annotation, molecular function: calcium ion binding. The transcript has 7 exons. The coding region runs from base 88 to 663 and encodes 191 amino acids. The record is from RefSeq and is a predicted model, not a curated record. Lineage: Eukaryota; Metazoa; Chordata; Mammalia; Chiroptera; Vespertilionidae.